Acaulospora colombiana is the source of this 1428-nucleotide messenger RNA. The record is from the annotation of a GenBank genome assembly. Lineage: Eukaryota; Fungi; Glomeromycota; Glomeromycetes; Diversisporales; Acaulosporaceae.
GAAAGUGCGACCAAUGUAGAAAAUAGUGUGCAAAGUAAACGAUGUCAGGAAAUAGGGUCGUCAAAAGUUAAAGAAAGUCGGGACUCGCCAAACGCUAUUGAAAGUGUUGACUUAACGGAAGACGCUACUGCUUCGCCGAAUUCUUUAUCUAACGAUAAUUCCUUGCAUUUAUCCUUACAACCAAAUUCCUCACCGUCAAGAGCCUUUGUCGAACCACGUUCAACUCCUUCAUGGGAUGCGAUGUCACGAUCAAACAUUUCAUCAAAUCUUUGUUGUCAGUCGGUGAACCAGAAAAGUGGUGACGUGCAAACCGAUGGAAACGAACAAACAAUGAUGGAAGUCGAUGAAAUUGAAGACGGGAAUAUUGAAAAGGUUAUUAUGGCGGUUAACCAUCGCAAACGCAGAUUAGGAUGUGCCUAUUAUAAUUGCUUCACCUCAACUUUAUAUCUCAUGGAAGACAUGGAAGAGUCUCCGCCAUAUGAUAUUGUUAAUUUACAUGAUACAAGUACGGUUCAACUCGAAGUUGAAAUUCGUCCGGGUUCAGAAUUUGUCUAUGCCUCCGCAAAAACAAGACUUUGUUCCAUUCGUUUAGGAAGUCGGCAGUCAGAAACAAGCAAACAAGAGACCUAUCUACAGUUAUCAAGUAUUGUAAACAUGGAGAGCGUCGAGACAGUCUGUUGUGCCGGAGCGUUAAUUAACUAUAUUUCAAGGGUAAAAGCAGGAGCAAGUGAACUGCAAGACAGUCAACAGUUGAUGGAAGUGUUGGGCGUAGAGCAAUUUUCUUUAUUUCGUACCAUAGAAUGUUUCCUCCAACCAGAUAAUUUGGAUAUCUCGAACCAAUUGAUAUCCAGUCUAAAGCAUGUAAAAAAUAUUCCCAAGAUCAUUGAAAAAAUAAAGGGAAAAUUGAACGUGAAAGAUUGGCAAUCUUUGUUGCAGUUCGCGUUUUAUUGUCUGAAAAUCCUGAAUCUCAUCAAAGAACUACGGUUUAGAGAUGAUAUCGAAAUAUUUUCCAGGAUAAAGGACACAUUUAUUGUUACCGAUUUAAAAGACAUUGGGUCCUAUAUAAAUGAUGUGAUUGAUUUUGACGAAAGUGUCAAAGAAAAUCGAAUAGUGGUCAAACCUCAUGUUGAUGAAGAGCUGGACCACAUGAAACGAACAUACGAUGGACUAGACGAUUUCUUGUCGGAAGUCGCCCGUGAAAUCAGCACGAUAAUUCCUAGCGAAUUUGCGUCCACUUUAAAUGUAAUCUACUUCCCUCAAUUAGGAUACCUUAUCACCGUCCCAUUAAAACCCGAAUGGACAGUUGAACAAGACUUUCAGAUUGAUGAUCGCGAAUUGGAGAUUGUGCAGAAACUACAAGAUCGCGCUUUAGAAUACGUCUCCCUGUUACUUACCGCCAGUGCUGUCUGUUCCGAACUCGACUGGUGA